AUGGCACCGUCUGCCUUGCCGAAUGGCGCGGAGGAGGGCCAUAUCAGCAAUCAAUCAGAACCACGGUCCAACAGCCACAUCGAAAGCAAUGGCAGUCGUGUAAAUGACCCCAACGGGUACGACAAUGGGACUCAGUUCGAUUACUCGUACCCUCCCUCCAUUCAACCUGAUUUGCCCUACCGCGUUCUGAAGCAGUACCAUUCGAAGCCCACAAAGCUAAGAGUGGCAUGCGUGGGAGCUGCUGUUUCGGGCAUGUGCCUUGCCUACAAGAUGGAAAAGCAACUGGCUCCUGGCUCCUGGGAGUUGACUCUCUUCGACAAGAACUCCAGGCUCGGCGGAACAUGGCUCGAGAAUACAUACCCCGGAGUUGCGUGUGACAUCCCGUCCCAUCUGUAUACCUUCUCUUGGGACCCGAAGCCCGACUGGACCGAGUACUACGCUAGCGGGAAGGAGAUUCUGGAAUACCUCGAGGGUUUUGCCGACAGACAUGGUUCCAGGAAAUACAUGAAGCUCAACACAAAAGUCGUCGAAGGUCGCUGGGACGAAGAAAAGGGGCUUUGGAGCCUGACGCUUGAGGACCAGAUCACCAAGGGAACAUGGCAAGACUGGUGCCACGUCCUGAUCAAUGGGAGUGGCAUUUUGAACAACUGGAAAUGGCCAGACGUUGAAGGCUUACACGACUUUGCUGGUCCCAAGAUGCACUCAGCCAAUUGGGAUCAUUCGGUCGAUUUCAACAACAAGAACGUUGGGGUAAUAGGAACAGGCAGUACGUCCGUUCAGAUCGUGCCUGCGCUUCAAAAGGUUUGCGACAAAGUCCAGGUGUUCAUGCGCUCUUCCACGUGGAUCUCUCCUCCAUUCGGCGGCGGUGUUCUGUCGGACCUGCGUCAAGACGGAGACCCGGGGCACCGACAGUACAAGUUCACCGAUGAAGACAUCAAGAGGUUCCGGGAAGACCCGGAGCAUCACUUGAUGUUUCGGAAGCGGAUCGAAGCCGAGAUCAACUCGCUGUUUGGUAUGUACCAACAGGGCUCACAGAUGUCUGAUAUGAUGAGAGGUCUCAUCACCGAAGAGAUGAACCGGCGCAUCGGUGACGGCCCUGGCACUGAGGAACUGAAGAAAUUCAUCAUCCCAACUUGGGCACCUGGCUGCCGCCGCAUCUCACCCGGCGAUGGAUACCUCGAAGCUCUGGCACAGCCCAAUGUCAAACCCAUAUUUGGCGGGAUCAGAAAGGUCGUGCCAGAAGGCAUUGUCACUGAAGACGGCCAGACGCACAAGAUGGACGUUCUGGUGUGCGCCACUGGCUUUAAGGUUGCCUUCCGGCCGGCGUUCAAGUUGAUAAACGGCAAAGGGCAAACGCUGGACGAAGACUGGGGCGACAGCGUCAAUCUCUACUUUGGAAUCUCUGCGCCUCGGUUCCCGAACUACUACACCAUCGUGGGCCCAGGUGCAACGUGGUCAUCGGGCACCCUCCUGCCGUCCAUCGAGACAUGCAUCGAGUACUCAAUCAAGAUGAUGAAGAAGAUACAACAUGACAACAUCCGAUCGAUCGACGUGAAGCAGGAGGCUGUGGACGAUAUCUAUGCUCACUUCGAUGAAUUCCACUCCACAACCGUCUUCCAAGAGGAGUGCCGAAGCUGGUUCAAGGAUGGCAAGAAGAAGAACCGCAUUUAUUUGUGGCCUGGUUCUACCAUCCACUUCCUCAAGACCAUCAAGGACCCUCGCUUCGAAGACUACGACAUCCGAUACCGGUACGGCAACCGGUUCGCUUUCCUUGGUAGUGGUGAAGUCCAAGCAAACACGACCAAGGAUGUCAAAGGGUUGAGCACCUACGUCCGGGACGCCGACCACGAGUGGACGGUCGACUGA
Molecule: messenger RNA, 1866 nt
Organism: Colletotrichum karsti
Lineage: Eukaryota; Fungi; Ascomycota; Sordariomycetes; Glomerellales; Glomerellaceae
Product: 4-hydroxyacetophenone monooxygenase
Exons: 5
Coding region: 1-1866 (621 amino acids)
Molecular function (GO): flavin adenine dinucleotide binding; N,N-dimethylaniline monooxygenase activity; NADP binding
Source: RefSeq, a predicted model, not a curated record